Molecule: messenger RNA, 4598 nt
Organism: Salmo salar (Atlantic salmon)
Lineage: Eukaryota; Metazoa; Chordata; Actinopteri; Salmoniformes; Salmonidae
Source: RefSeq, a predicted model, not a curated record
CCAGUUGAUGGAGAAUAAGAUCAGUGUGGUAGAGAGAGGAGCCUUCCAGGACCUGAAGGAGCUCGAGAGACUGCGUCUGAACCGGAACAGUCUCCAGGUUUUUCCAGAGCUUUUGUUCCUGGGAACACUGAAACUCUACAGACUUGAUCUCAGUGAGAACCAGAUUCAGGGGGUUCCCAGGAAAGCCUUCAGGGGAGCCGUAGAAAUCAAGAACCUCCAGCUGGAUUAUAACCAGAUCGGCUGUAUAGAGGACGGAGCGUUCAGAGCUCUACGAGACCUGGAAGUACUAACUCUGAACAACAACAAUAUAAGCCGUCUGUCGGUGGCCAGUUUCAACCACAUGCCCAAACUGAGGACCUUUCGUCUCCACUCCAACAACCUGCUGUGUGAUUGCCACGUGGCCUGGUUGUCAGAGUGGUUGAGACAGCGCCCCCGUCUGGGUCUUUACACUCAGUGCAUGUCUCCUCCUACCAUGAGGGGACACAACGUGGCUGAGGUCCAGAAGAAAGAGUUCGUAUGCACAGGCCACCAGUCGUCCCCCUCCUGCAGUGUCCUCCAGUGUCCUGAGUCGUGUACCUGCAGUAACAACAUCGUGGACUGUAGAGGGAAGAGUCUGACUGAGAUACCUGGUAACCUGCCUGAGACCAUCACAGAGAUUCGGUUGGAGCAGAAUUCCAUCAAGAGUAUUCCUGCUGGAGCCUUCUCUCCUUACAAGAAGCUACGCAGAAUAGAUCUCAGUAAUAACCAGAUAUCAGAACUGGCACCAGAUGCAUUCCAAGGCCUGAGAUCUCUCAACUCUCUGGUUCUCUACGGGAAUAAGAUCACGGAAAUCUCCAAAGGAUUGUUGGAGGGACUGUUCUCUCUGCAGCUACUGCUGUUGAAUGCUAAUAAGAUAGCGUGUUUGCGUGUGGACGCAUUCCAAGACCUCCACAACCUCAACUUGCUCUCUCUGUACGACAACAAACUACAGACCAUCGCUAAGGGAACCUUUGCUUCACUACGAGCCAUACAGACCCUCCACCUGGCCCAGAACCCAUUUAUCUGUGACUGCCAUCUGAAGUGGCUGGCAGACUACCUCCAAGACAACCCGAUUGAGACCAGCGGAGCUCGCUGCACCUCCCCCCGUCGCCUCGCCAACAAACGCAUCGGACAGAUCAAGAGCAAGAAGUUCCGCUGUUCAGGUACUGAGGACUACCGCGGUAAGCUGGGAGGGGACUGUUUAUCCGACCUGGCCUGUCCUGAAAAGUGCCGGUGUGAAGGGAUGACGGUCGACUGUUCGAACCAGAAACUGAGCAAGAUACCUGAACACAUCCCUCAGUACACACAGGACCUUCGUCUGAACAACAAUGAGUUUACAGUGCUGGAGGCAACAGGGUUCUUUAAGAGGCUGCCUCAACUCAAGAAGAUUAACCUCAGUAACAACCGUAUCAGUGACAUAGAGGAGGGGACAUUUGAAGGAGCGACGGGAGUCAAUGAGUUGAUCCUGACUUCUAACAGACUGGAAAACAUCCACCAGGGCAUGUUGCAGGGCCUCAACGGACUGCGCACACUUAUGUUGAGGAGUAACCGUAUUCGGUGUGUUAGUAACAGCAGCUUUGUGGGUCUGAGUUCUGUCAGACUGCUGUCGCUCUACGACAACCUGAUCACGUCUAUGACCCCGGGGGCCUUCAACACGCUGCACGCGCUGUCCACACUGAACCUGCUGGCCAAUCCCUUCAACUGUAACUGUCACCUGGCAUGGCUUGGUGAUUGGCUGAGGAGGAAGCGUAUCGUCACGGGCAACCCUCGCUGUCAGAACCCUUACUUCCUGAAAGAGAUCCCUAUACAGGAUGUAGCCGGACAGGACUUCACCUGCGACGACGGUAAUGAUGAGAACAGUUGUAGUCCAGUGUUGAGGUGUCCUGCAGAAUGCAGCUGUCUGGACACAGUGGUCCGCUGUAGUAACAAGGACCUCAGCACCCUGCCUAAAGGACUGCCCAAGGACACCACAGAACUGUAUCUGGAUGGUAACCAGCUCACACAGGUUCCAGUGGAACUCUCAAAUUACAAGCACUUAACACUCAUUGAUCUGAGUAACAACCAGAUCAGCACACUGACCAACUACAGCCUGAAUAACAUGACAGAACUACUGACACUAAUCCUGAGCUACAACCGUCUGAGGUGCGUACCGGUCAGGGCCUUCGAUGGACUCAGGUCUCUACGGUUACUGUCUCUCCAUGGAAACGACAUAUCUGUGAUACCGGAGGGAGCUUUCGAAGACCUGGCCUCGCUCUCUCACCUGGCUCUGGGGGCCAAUCUGUACUGUGACUGUAGGAUGCAGUGGUUGUCUGACUGGGUGAAGAGCGGGUAUAAGGAGCCUGGCAUCGCCCGCUGUGCCGGACCUGGAGACAUGACAGACAAACUGCUGCUGACCACACCGUCCAAGAAGUUCACCUGCACAGACGUCCCCGGGCCUUGUGGUCUUCUCGUGCCAGGUCCUCUAGAUGUGAGUAUCCAGGCGAAGUGCGACCCUUGUCUCUCCGACCCCUGUCACAACGACGGAACCUGUUCCAACCACCCCGUCACCUUCUACCGCUGUAGCUGCCCCUACGGAUUCAAGGGUCAGGACUGCGAGGAAACUCUCCAUGCCUGUAUCAGUAACCCGUGUCAAAAUGGCGGAACCUGCCACCUGAAAGACGGAGAGCACAGUAACUACUGGUGUGUGUGUGCGGAGGGUUUCGAGGGAGAUGUGUGUGAGAUCAACGUGGACGACUGUGAAGACAACGACUGCGAGAACAACUCGACCUGCAUAGACGGAAUCAACAACUACACCUGCACCUGUGGCCUGGAGUACACAGGUGAGCUGUGUGAGGAGAAAUUGGAUUUCUGUGCUCCAGAGUUGAACCACUGCCAGCACAACUCCAAAUGCGUCCUGACCCUCCAGGGGUACAAGUGUGACUGUACCCCAGGCUACGUGGGGGACCAGUGUGAACUGGACUAUGACGACUGUGAGGAGAACAAGUGUCAGAACGGAGCUCAGUGUGUUGAUGCCGUUAGCGGAUACACCUGUACCUGUCCUGAGGGUUUCAGCGGUCUGUUCUGUGAGUUCUCUCCUCCCAUGGUUCUGCCGCGCACCAGCCCCUGCGACGACCACGAGUGUAUGAACGGAGCGCAGUGCGUUGUCGUGGAGACGGACCCCCGCUGUCAGUGUCUCCGCGGUUACGAGGGCGAGUGGUGCGAGACGCUAGCCAGCGUCAACUUCGUCGACCGACAGUCUUACCUGCAGCUGCCAUCUAGUCUGAUCACACCCGAGACAAACAUCACACUACAGAUCGCUACAGAUGAGGACAGUGGUGUGUUACUGUAUAAAGGAGACCAGGACCACACCACCAUAGAGUUGUAUAGAGGCAUCACCAUAGAGUUGUAUAGAGGACGUCUCCGUGUCAGUUACCACACUGGAACAAACCCUCCCUCUGCUAUGUACAGUGUGGAGACAGUAAAUGAUGGUGUAUUCCAUGUGGUAGAGUUGGUGGCAUCAGACCAGACUGUGUCUCUGUCUAUUGAUGGAGGACCAGUCAAGUCUAUCAACUCUCUGAGUAAACAGUCAACACUCAGCAUCGAUUCUCCUCUAUACCUGGGAGGUAUGCCAGAUCGUUGGUCAGUCUCUGGAGGUCUGCAGGCCUGGUCCGGUGUGAGGAGCCUGGGGCUGUCUGCAGCGCUGCAGUCUGGCUCCGGGGGACAUAAUGGGACCAGCUUCCACGGCUGUCUCAGGAACCUCUACAUCAACGGACAGCUGCAGGACCUGGGGGUCGGGCUGGAGCAGGGACAGACUGGUGUUGAGGCGGGCUGCCAGCCGUGCCAGGCUGGUGUGUGUGGCCAGGGCGAGUGCCACCCAGCCGGGCAGAGAGGCUUCUCCUGUUCCUGCCAUCCUGGGUGGACCGGAGAACGCUGCCAGGAUCAGGUCAACAACCCCUGUGGUGGGAACAAGUGUAUCCAUGGUUCAUGUCUUCCUAUCAAUUCCUACUCCUACUCCUGUCGCUGCCAGCCUGGCUUCCUAGGGGUGCUGUGUGACGAGGCAGACCAGGAAGUGCUGGACCCGUGUCAGCUGACCAGGUGUAAACAUGGGAAAUGUAGGCUGUCUGGCCUGGGCAAGGCCUACUGUCAAUGUAACCCAGGAUACACGGGGGACGCCUGCGACAGAGAGGUGGUCUGUCGAGGGGAACGGCUCCGAGAUGUCUACCAGCUCCAGAGGGGCUAUUCGGCGUGUGAAACCCAGGAGAAGAUCUCUCGUCUAGAGUGCCGCGGCUCCUGUCCGGAGGGGGCUGAAGGGAGGGGCGGGAGCGGCUGCUGCAGCCCUUUACGUUCCAAACGUAGGAAAUACACCUUCCACUGCACCGACGGCUCCUCCUUCGUACAGGAAGUGGAGAAGGUGGUGAAGUGCGGCUGUACAAAGUGUCCUCCCUCGUAAAACGUCCCCCUCCCCCUGUACCCUGGGAUGAAAGGUUCCACCUCCUGUUCCUGUCUCUCCCUGGAAGGAAACCCGUCCAUCCGUCUCUCCUCCUCAGGCCUCAUCCCCCUCUCAUCCUCCUCCUCUGACCUCAUCCCCCUCUCCUCCUCCG